AUGACAAAUAAUUUGCAAUAUUCAGAUUCAGAAGUUUGGGAAAAUCUAUUUUAUGAAAGCACUGAUUUUAAUAAUGAUUUAAUAGAUAGUGAAAAAAGUGAUAAUUAUAAUAAUGAAAAUUUUAUAAAUAGUGAAAAGAGUGAUAAUGAUUUUAGCGAAUUUAUAGAUGAUCAUGAAAAUAACAAGUUAUUAAAUAAUGAAGAAAGCGAUUAUGAUUCUGAAACCAAAAGCUUAUCAAGUUUGGAUGCUGAUAAAACAACAAUUAAAGAAUUAUUUGAAAAAGUAUUUAUAAAUGAUGGGCUAACAUGCAAUUCUCCGAUGGAAAAGGCUUAUUAUUCAGCUCAAAUAUUUUCAUUACUAUGUUUUGAAUGUGGUAAUACCGACAUUAUUAUUCCAAUUCCGGCUGCUCAAUAUCCAUUAUGUACAGAAUGCACUCAGAAAGGUGUCAAAACACUGACUCGUGGAAAAUCAUUAAAAUUUACAGCACGUAUUCAAAG
Racocetra persica is the source of this 497-nucleotide messenger RNA. Lineage: Eukaryota; Fungi; Glomeromycota; Glomeromycetes; Diversisporales; Gigasporaceae. The record is from the annotation of a GenBank genome assembly.